AUGCCUUUACGGACGAGGAAGAAGCAGUUGACGUUCACUGUUCCCAUACCUACCUUUUCUCCACCCAGAGCAGAGGAAUGGAAUCCAAAGAAAGAACACAGAAGAACUAAUACCAUCGAGAGUAAUCAGACAGAUGCAAGGGAAAGUACAUCUGGUUCCUCGGAUUCACGAGACGGAGCCAAGCUCGAAGCGCAGAAGCCAAAACGUCGGAAACCUUGGUACAAGAGGUUGAAUCCUCUAAAGCAAUCACGUAAACCUCCAUCUCCAGUGGAACGCACUGUCUCUCGUGAAUAUGGCGCGAGUCUCUGGAGUCUUUUCACAUUCAGGUGGAUGUCUCCACUUAUGGCUGUCGGAUACCAGAGGCCCCUCGAGAUUGCCGACAUCUGGCUUGUCAACCCCAACCGUUCGGCGGAGAUCCUUACCGCUAAGGUGCAAGCUUCCUACAAGAAGCGCUUCAAGCGGGGAGACCGACACCCCUUGCUGUGGGCCAUGCACGAGACAUUCAAGAUCGAGUUCUGGCUUGGCGGCAUCUGCCAACUCUUCGCCAACAUACUUGCGGUCGUCUCCCCAUACACGCUGCGGUACCUGAUCAAGUUCGCCGCGGAGUCCUACGUUGCGAGCUUAGAGCAUACGAAGGGGCCAAGCAUAGGCAAAGGGGUCGGGCUGGUCCUCGGCAUCACCGCCAUGCAAAUGCUACAAAGUAUGGGAACCAGUCAUUCUCUCUACUUCGGUAUGAUGGUCGGCGGUCAAGCACGCGCUGUCUUAAUUGCCAUGAUUUUCGACAAGUCGAUGAGAGUCUCAGGGCGAGCGAAGGCGGGUGGGAAGGCUAUCACCGAGGCUGGGGAGACCAAAUCUCACCUCGAUCAAGUUGUCGACAUUGGAAAAGAAAAGAUGAAUCAGCGGACGAAGAAAGAGAAGAAGAAGCCCGUUCCGAAGCAUACUCCCGGCAUUACAGGCGAUGGCUCGGGCUGGGGCAAUGGGCGGGUAGUCAACCUGAUGUCGGUUGACACUUACCGCAUUAGUCAGGCAUCAGGAAUGUUUCACAUGAUCUGGACUGCACCGGUCUCUAUUAACCUUACGCUCGUCCUCCUGUUGGUCAACCUGGGCUACAGCGCUCUGUCCGGGUUUGCCCUGCUUCUGGUCGGCCUACCUUUUCUAGGGAAAGCGGUAAAGUUCUUGUUCACUCGCCGCAAAGCUAUUAGUAAGAUCACCGACCAGCGAGUCAGCUUGACGCAAGAAAUCUUGCAAGCUAUGAGAUUCGUCAAGUUUUUCGGAUGGGAGAGGUCGUUCAUGAACCAGAUCAAUGAGAUCCGCGGAAGAGAAGUUCGAUCCAUUCAAAUCCUCCUCGCUAUCCGGAACAUCAUUGCUACAGUCUCCAUAUCCAUGCCUAUCUUCGCCAUGAUGCUGUCAUUUGUUACCUUCUCUUUGACUAGCCACAAGCUCGACCCCGCGGCAGUGUUCUCGUCGGUUGCUUUAUUCAACGCUCUCCGGAUGCCUCUCAGCAUGCUUCCUGUUACUAUUGGACAAGUGGUUGACGGCCGAGCCGCGCUUGAACGGAUCCAAGACUACUUAUUAGCGGAGGAGAUGGAGAAGGAUGGUAAAGUCAACACUAAGACGGUAGAGGCAGUCCAGGUGAAGAACGCGGACUUCACAUGGGAACGUACUCCCACUGCCGACCCUGCUCAGGCAAAAGCGAAGAAGAUUGCCGAGGCGAAGGCUCAAGCCAAAGCUGCAACAAAGGGAGCGAAGCAAAGUGCCAAGGAAAAGGAGAGUGGACUCGUCACUAGCACAAAGAAUCUUGACCAGGAUGAUUCUUUUGAAACCAGUGAGACGAGGCGGCCAUUCCAGCUCCAUGAGAUGAGUUUUAAUGCUCAGCGCAACGAAUUGAUCGCUGUAAUUGGUGGAGUCGGCUCAGGAAAAUCCUCCCUUCUGGCAGCUUUGGCCGGGGAUAUGCGGAGAACGAACGGCCAGGUCAUCUGGGGAGCAUCGAGGGCUUUCUGUCCACAAAACCCAUGGAUCCAAAACGCGACUGUAAGGGACAACAUCCUUUUCGGAAAAACCAUGUACGAAGGCUGGUACAAGAAAGUUGUGCAGGCCUGCGCUUUGACCACGGAUCUUCACAUGCUCCCGGAUGGCGAUGCUACGGAGAUUGGAGAGCGUGGAAUCACAGUAUCCGGCGGUCAGAAACAACGCUUAAACAUCGCACGCGCAAUCUACUUCGAUGCAGAAGUUGUGCUACUGGAUGAUCCGCUCAGUGCAGUGGAUGUGCAUGUUGGACGGCACAUUUUCGACAAUGCCAUAUGUGGUCUUUUGAAAAACAAAUGCCGUAUCCUGGCUACACACCAACUGAAUAUCCUCCACAGAUGCGACAGAGUCAUCUGGAUGGAAAACGGACGCAUCCGAGCGUUUGACACCUACGAUAAGCUCAUAAAAAGGAAUCAGGACUUUGCCAAAAUGAUGCUUACCACAGCUUUGGAGAAGCAGACAGAAGUAGCAGAAGCUGCCAAGCAAGAAGAGGCUAUCGAGGAAACGAAGCCUGAAGAAGCGAAGAAAGCCUUGGCCACCAAGAAGAAGACCCAGCUGAUGCAGGCCGAAGAGCGGGCAACGAAGAGUGUGCCCUGGAGUCUAUACAUGGCAUAUAUCCGAGCAUCAGGCACCAUCUUAACCGCGCCGCUCAUCGUGUUCUUGCUGGUUCUCGCGCAAGGCACAAACAUCGCAACCAGCCUCUGGCUCUCCUACUGGAUCUCUAACAAAUUUGGCUACAGAAACGGCGUCUACAUCGGCAUCUACGCGGCCUUGGGAGUCUCACAGGCUCUGCUGAUGUACUUCUUCGCCAUAACCCUUGCUUUGUUGAGCACCAGGUCCAGUAAAACCAUGCUCAACCAAGCCAUGAAGAGCGUUCUUCGGGCGCCUAUGUCAUUCUUCGAUACAACGCCCAUGGGCCGUAUCACCACUCGCUUCUCCAAGGAUAUCGAUCAGAUGGACUUUGAGCUGACGGAUGCUAUACGGCUCUACUUCGUCACGCUAGCAAUGAUCGUCUCCAUCUUCACUUUGAUCAUUGUCUAUUUCCACUACUUCGCAAUCGCCCUUGCACCUCUCUUCCUCCUCUUUCUUUUCUACACUUCUUACUACCGCGCCUCCGCCCGUGAGAUCAAACGCCAUGAAUCUGUCCUCCAAUCAGUCGUCUUCGCCCGCUUCAGCGAGGCCCUGUCCGGAAUCGCAUCCAUUCGCGCUUACGGUCUCGAAGACAUCUUCGUAGACAAACUCAAAGCUACGAUUGACAACAUGAACAGUGCUUACUUCCUCACUUUUGCGAAUCAGCGCUGGCUGUCAGUCCGUCUCGACCUGGUCGGCAAUAUCCUCAUCUUCACGGCAGGUAUGUUGGUGGUGACUUCGCGCUUCGACGUUUCGCCUUCGAUUGCUGGGCUAGUGCUUUCGUAUAUCCUGAGUAUUGUACAGAUGAUACAGUACAUCGUCCGGCAAUUCGCUGAGGUAGAAAACGCGAUGAAUGCUACCGAGCGCUUGCAUUACUAUGGAACGAAGUUAGACUCGGAAGCGCCUCUGCACCUUGCUCAGAUUCCUCCAUUCUGGCCGGCAACAGGCGAAAUCACAUUUUCCAACGUUCACAUGCGUUAUCGGGCCGAUCUGCCUCCGGUGUUGAAAGGAAUCUCGAUGUAUAUCCAGGGCGGCGAGCACAUUGGAAUUGUCGGCCGAACAGGCGCCGGGAAGUCCAGUAUCAUUACCACACUUUUCCGGCUCAACGAGAUCUCUAGUGGCUCCAUAAUAAUCGACGACCAAGACAUCGCGCGCGUUGGUCUUCAAGACCUCCGCUCCCGCCUCACAAUCAUCCCUCAAGACCCCAACCUCUUCAAAGGCACCAUUCGCUCCAAUCUCGACCCCUUCUCCCAAUACACAGACCUAGAGCUCUGGUCCGCCCUUCGCCAAUCCACCCUCAUCCCCGAAGACGACAUCUCCAUCACCUCUCGCAAAUCUGGCUACAUCCACUUGGACGACGUUGUCGAAGAAGAGGGCGCGAACUUCUCCCUCGGGCAACGUCAGCUCAUGGCCUUAGCCCGCGCAUUGGUGCGGAAUUCGCAGAUCAUAGUCUGUGAUGAGGCUACCUCGUCGUUGAACAUGGAGACGGAUGUGCAGAUUCAGAGAACGAUGCAGACGGCUUUUAAGGGGAAGACGUUACUGUGUAUCGCGCAUCGGCUGCGGACGAUAAUCAAUUACGACAGGAUUUGUGUGAUGGAUCAGGGUCACGUCGUGGAGCUGGAUACGCCGAGGAAUCUGUUUGAGCAGGGGGGCAUUUUCAGAGAGAUGUGCGAUCAGGGGGGAAUUCGGGUGGGGGAUUUCCCGCGGAAGACGUUGUGGGAUCAUGUGCUGGACGGGUUUAAGGAUGAUAAGAUUAGGAGGGGUUGGAGUUAG
This is a messenger RNA of Letharia columbiana, 4428 nucleotides long. RefSeq lists its product as uncharacterized. The transcript is spliced from 4 exons. Gene Ontology annotation, biological process: transmembrane transport. Gene Ontology annotation, cellular component: membrane. Lineage: Eukaryota; Fungi; Ascomycota; Lecanoromycetes; Lecanorales; Parmeliaceae. Gene Ontology annotation, molecular function: ABC-type transporter activity; ATP binding; ATP hydrolysis activity. The coding region runs from base 1 to 4428 and encodes 1475 amino acids. The record is from RefSeq and is a predicted model, not a curated record.